This is a messenger RNA of Rosa chinensis, 2320 nucleotides long. Its product is annotated as protein PLASTID TRANSCRIPTIONALLY ACTIVE 10. Gene Ontology annotation, cellular component: chloroplast; plastid-encoded plastid RNA polymerase complex. The transcript is spliced from 12 exons. Gene Ontology annotation, molecular function: RNA binding. The record is from RefSeq and is a predicted model, not a curated record. NCBI's taxonomy places the organism in Eukaryota, Viridiplantae, Streptophyta, Magnoliopsida, Rosales, Rosaceae. Bases 49 to 2094 code for a protein of 681 amino acids.
AGUUUCACUCUGAGAGCUUAGGACACACUCAACUUCACUCUCACAGUGAUGCAACUCCUCCAAACCCCUCACCAAUUCCUCUUCACCUUCCCUCCACCUAAAACCCUAAACCCUUCUCCCCACUCCAAACCCCAACCUCCCAAAUGGACCAUUCCUUAUCUCUUCCCCCUCACCCAUUCCCCUCCCACCAACCCCUUCAAACCCAAAGCCUUGAGCUCCGACGAGUUCCCAGUCGACGAGACCUUCCUCCAGAACUUCGGCCCAAAGGACAAGGAAACCGAAGACGAGGCCCGCAAGCGAAACUGGGUCGAGCGCGGCUGGGCCCCCUGGGAGGAGGUCCUCACCCCCGAGGCCGACUUCGCGCGCAAAUCCCUCAACGAAGGCGAAGAGGUCGCCCUCCAGUCCCCCGAGGCCAUCGAGGCCUUCAAGAUGCUCCGGCCGAGUUACCGGAAGAAGAAGAUGGAGGAGAUGGGGCUGACGGAGGACGACUACUACCGGAAACAGUUCGAGAUUAAGGGGAAUAUUCCGGAGCCGUUGGAGACGGUCUGGGCCUGCCCGCUGGUGGUGAGACAGGUGCCGCCGAGGGAUUGGCCGCCGAGGGAUUGGGAGGUGGAUAAGGAGGAGCUGGAGUAUAUAAGAGGAGCUCAUAAGUUGCAAGCAGUGAGGGUAAAGUUGAGUGAUUUGGAGAGUGGGGUUAAAGUGGAAAAUGAUGAGCUGUGUUUGGAUAGGUAUAAGGUGUUUUUGAAGCAGUAUAAGGAGUGGGUCGCCGCGAAUAAGGAUCGAUUGGAGGAGGAGUCUUAUAAGUAUGACCAAGAUUACCAUCCGGGAAGGAGGAAGAGAGGCAAGGACUACAAAGAGGGCAUGUAUGAACUUCCGUUUUAUUACCCCGGACAAAUCUGUGAAGGAAAAGUGACAUCUAUACAUCUGUAUCAAGGAGCAUUUGUGGACAUCGGAGGUGUAUAUGAUGGGUGGGUUCCUAUAAAAAAUAACGACUGGUACUGGAUCCGCCAUCACAUAAAAGUUGGUAUGCGUGUCAUGGUUGAAAUUCUGGCAAAACGAGAUCCUUAUCGCUUUCGGUUUCCAAUUGAAUUGCGUUUUGUCUAUCCGAAUAUAGACCACCUUAUCUUUAACAGGUUUGACUUUCCACCAAUAUUUCAUCAUGAUGAAGAUACUAAUCCAGAUGAAUUACGGCGUGAUUGUGGAAGACCUCCUGUGCCCAGGAAGGAUCCAAAAGAUAAGCCCGUAGAGGAACCUUUAUUGUCAAAUCACCCUUAUGUUGAUAAGUUGUGGCAGAUACAUGUUGCUGAACAGAUGAUUUUGGAUGAUGUGGAGGCUAAUCCUGGGAAAUAUAAAGACAAAAAACUAUCAGAGUUAACUGAUACUGAAGAUUUGAAUGAAGAAAAUAGUAUUGAAUAUUCAAAAGCUUAUUAUAAGAAAGCCUUAGUACCAAAAGUGAUUCUGAAAACAAGCGUUAAAGAACUUGACCUGGAGGCUGCCUUUGCUGAGCGUCAGCUACGUAACACACUAAGAAGGGAGACAGAAGAGAGAGGAGAGGAAUACAAAGUUACCAAAAUGAGGCGCAAUGUUGAGAUGGACGAGUAUGACUUCUUACAUUGGCGUCGAUCAUUGGAGGAAAGAGAAGCUUUGAUCAGAGAUAUAAGCUGCCGUAAGGCUCUUGGUCUACCACUGGAAGAGCCGGGGAGGUAUGUGGAAGACAGCUAUUUUGGAAAGGAUCAAUAUGACCCGGACAACGCUCUAUACCGGUAUGACUACUGGGGAGAACCGAAAAACUCAGAGAAGAGCAAGCAAGAACGGCUGACAGAUGCUCACAACAAAGCUAUUGUUGGAAAGAGUACCGUGUGGUAUGAAAUGUCAUAUGACGAUUGCAUCAAACAGCGGAUGCAAAGAGAAGCCAAGGGGAUAAAACCAAGAGAAUAUGAGGAGGAAGAUACAAACACAGGUGACGAUGAUGAAGACGAUGACGACGACUUUGAUUUCAGCUUCUUGAAUGAAACUGUUGAUAUGACCUCCCAGCCCCAUGUUAAUGGGACAGAAUCUCCUACAAUUUCCGAUGAGGGCAUAUUUGAGGAUUAAGUAUCUAAUGGUACAUGGCUCAAGUGAAGCAUUGUAUCUUUUAUCUGUAUAGUAAAGUGACUUGAAAGAGAGGCAGAGUUGCGGAGGGCAAAUCCAAUAUUUGUUGCUAGGACUAGGAUACAGCAUAACUUCCUUUUGUUUUGAUCUUUUGAAGAAUCUGGAUUAGGUGUUUACUUCCUAUAUAAGAUGUCGAGGAAAUUAAAAUAAAGGGUCUGCUUCUGGUCUA